Molecule: messenger RNA, 4122 nt
Organism: Rhinichthys klamathensis goyatoka
Lineage: Eukaryota; Metazoa; Chordata; Actinopteri; Cypriniformes; Leuciscidae
Gene: dlgap4b
Product: discs, large (Drosophila) homolog-associated protein 4b
Exons: 13
Coding region: 123-3494 (1123 amino acids)
Biological process (GO): signaling
Cellular component (GO): glutamatergic synapse; postsynaptic specialization
Molecular function (GO): molecular adaptor activity
Source: RefSeq, a predicted model, not a curated record
ACAGAGAAUUUCACCGGCUGGUUUUGGUGCACAGAAUUAGGAUGACGUACAAAUGGUUUCUGUUUCUUCCCGGUGGACUCAUGCUCCUCAUCUAGGGUGGGGGGGCAUCGCCCCAUUUUGCCAUGAAGGGCUACACCCCCCAACGCACCCGUCACCUGUCCAACUGCGAGCCGCCCCGUUCCCCCAGUCAUCGGGACCCCCUGUACCCCCCGUCUGCCUCCUCCACCCUGUCUCGCACCCCGUUCCACGUACCACCAGCCAUGGACCACUACGGGACCCUGGACCCGCACCACUUCUCCCCGUCGCCCGGCCCGGGAGGUCUUCCGCCUGACUGCCUGAUGCCCCUCAACAACCAGCUGUCCUCCAGCAGCACCUUCCCCCGGAUCCACUACAACUCGCACUUUGAUCAGGGGGAGUUCGGUCACUCGGCGGCCGACAGUAUCGGGGGAAUCAGCACAGGGACGCUGGGGACGUCGAUGUCCAUGGGAAUGGGUCUCGGAGUGGGACGGACCGCCAUGAUCACCAGCGGAUCCGCAACUAUAUCAGGGGCCGGAAAGAUGAACCGGUUGCCACCAAACCUCAUGAACCAGUUUGAGAAACAGCUUCCGGGACAACAGGACGGCUUCAGCACAUUACAGUACCAUCGCAGCACCGCCGUCACAGCCACGAAACAGCAACAACAGCAGCGCACGGACAGUCCGGGAAAAAUACGCUAUUUAGUUCACUCCGUCCAGAAACUUUUCGCUAAAUCUCAGUCGCUGGAAAACUCCGCCAUCAAGGGUAACGUGAACGGUCGCAACAGCAGAUCGUCAGGCAGCGAGGACAAACAUCAUCGGAGUAAAAGCAAAGACCGGGCGAAGAGCGAAGGGACGGCCAAACGGAGGCCUCGGUCCAAUAUGUCCGGAUACUGGAGUUCUGACGAUUUGGACAGCGAUAUAAGUAACUAUAGAAACCCCAUGGCUAUGAUGACUUUGGGCCGGCAAGGGGUGGGAUCGGGACCGGGGCCGGAGGGCCAAGUGGCGUCCAGGUACUUCAUGCAGGGCUACAGCACCAUCAGCGAGCACACGCUGAAAUCUUCAAAGAGUAACAGUGACCUCAAGCACCAGGGGCUCCCGGCACUCCCGGGUCCUGGAGGUGUUGGUGGCGGUGGAGGAGGGAGAGGGCCGGUUUUUGAUGGGAACUUUAGUAAAGCGGGACCCUGGUCCACGCUUACGUUAGGACCCUCCAGGCAAAUGUGCCACAAGGGAUCCGCCACGCUGGAUCGAACCCUCCUGAAGUCCAAGUCCGUCCAGCAGGAUCUGGGCUGCCACUUACUGCAGGUGCGAGGGAGGAUGCCCUCCACCGAGUGGCCCGGGACUCUGGGCAGAAGCGUUCCCAUGGGUGAGAUCCCCUGUAGACGGAUGCGUAGCGGCAGUUACGUGAAAGCCAUGGCCGACCUUGAGGAUAGCGACGACUCCGAUAUGAGUCCCAAACCCUCACCGAAAAGCACCGCUCGGAGGCAGAGCUACUUACGCGCAACACAGCAAUCACUAAGUGACCAGUUCCCCUCAAGAAACCGUCUGCUGGAUUACUCGAUGCUUCAGGGGGAUCUGGAGGCUCUCUGGUCCCCCCUCCGUAACAUUACUACCCUGCACCAGAUCGGGCGCUCUGUCAGCUGUCUUCCUUCUCUGCGAGAGUACUCUGGGAAUCGCAGUCUGGAUAACCUGGACUGCAUCGGAGGCGGUUCUCCGUUCCCAAACUGGGAUGACGAUGACCAGUUCAGUCAGGGCUGCAGCACACUGGGACGCGGCAGCUCCAUCAGUCAGAUGCGAGACAUGGAUUUGAGCCGGCAUUACGGAGAUGAGUUGGAAGACAUGCAUCCUCACUCCCGAUGCGCUGAGCCUCCUGAUAUGCCCAUGCCCACAUGCUUCCGGUCCCGCAGCCACAGUUACCUUCGUGCCAUUCAGGCGGGGUGUUCUCAAGACGACGACGACACGGCAUCCAUGGAUUCCGAUUCACCGCCGCCCACCGCCACCACAACCGUACGCACCUACAGCAACAGCACCGUCUCCACAUGUUUGACGAGCUGUAAGAAAGUGGCUCCGCCUCCCGUUCCCCCUCGAACCACUUCCAAACCGUUCAUCUCCGUCACCGUGCAGAGCAGCACCGAAUCCGCGCAGGACUGUUACCCAGACCAGCACGACCGCAAGAGCGAGGCCAACAGCCAAUCAGGACGCAGCAACUCCUCCGACAGCCUCGACAGCACGCGGGCCAAGGGGUCGCGACCCCAGAUUCCUGUCGCGGCGCCCCGGGAACCCCAGAUCCCAGCGGCUGUGGUGAUCUCUCCCAACCCUCAUCAUAAUGAGCCGGUGAAGGGGGACGCUCUCGCCCCGGACGAACCCCCGAUAGACCCUGUUCCACGACGGAAGCUUUCCUCCAUCGGGAUUCAAGUCGACUGUAUUCAGGAAAUCCAGGCUAAAGUAGAGACGCCACCAUUGGCCAGAUUCCAGUCAAUCGGAGUUCAAGUGGAGGACGGCUGGACUUUCAGCCGCUCCAGUAGCAUGGCCUCUCGUCAAGAGACGGACUCCGACACGCAAGAUCUCUCGCUCACGUCCCUGACGUUCCCAUCCAACUCCAAACACACCGAGAAGAAAGUCAUGGUCAACAGCGCCAGCCAAUCAGUGAACUCGCCCCCUCACCUGUCCCUCGACAACGGUAACCACGACAACGACGACGUGGCGGUGACGACCAGCGGCCCCUCGCGACAGAUCCUGACCAACCGCUCGACCACACAGAGCAGCUCCUCGUCCUUCUCGGAGAGCCUGGACCCUGCGCUCGACCCGUCGUCUCUGCCCCCCCCCGACCCCUGGCUGGACAGCGGGAACGGGACGGGGAACGGAGGAACCCCGGCGCUGAUGACGGUGGCCACAGCGUGCCGACGGGACGGGCACUGGUUCCUGAAGCUCCUGCAGGCCGAGACGGGCCGGAUGGAGGGUUGGUGCGGUCAGAUGGAGAAAGAAACCAAAGAGCACCAGCUCUCAGAGGAGGUGUUGGGGAAGGUUCGUAGCGCGGUGGGAAGCGCUCAGCUCCUCAUAUCCCAGAAGUUCCAGCAGUUCAGAGGCCUGUGUGAACAAAACCUGAAUGUGAACGCCAACCCGAGACCCACGGCUCAAGAUCUGGCCGGGUUUUGGGAUCUUCUGCAGCUCUCAAUAGAAGACAUCAGCCUCAAGUUUGACGAACUCUAUCAUCUCAAAUCAAACGACUGGAAGCUGAACGGAGACUCGCCUGAGAAGCAGGAGAGCCAGAAACAGGCUCCUCCGGUGCCCAAGAAACCCGGGAAGAGUAAACCGGCUCUGGGCCGCGAGAAGAGCAACGACACCGUGGACAAACAGAGACAAGAAGCUCGCAAGAGACUGAUGGCGGCCAAGAGAGCCCAGUCCGUCAAGCAGAACUCGGCCACCGAGAGCGCCGACAGCAUCGAGAUCUACGUUCCCGAAGCGCAGACGCGGCUCUGAGGAACACACACACACACACACACACCGUAACAAGACCAAGGGCUCCGGCAUCACACCACACGAAACGCUGCUUUCGUCCGUCCACGGCGGCGUUUACUCAAACUGAGGUGAGAGAGGGACACGGAAAUCAAGACGGACACUUUGUUACUUUGUUUUGGGACUGCCAAGGAAAUCCUCACAGAGAAUCCUCUUAGUUGCAAUCAUUAAUAUAAUUAUUGAUAUGAUAAUUAACAUUGAGAACUGAUAUUAUUGUCCUAAAUUCUAUAUGAGAUUGUUUUAAAUGUUCUAAUAUUUUGGAUAAGUAGAAACACACGUCUGUCACACACAACGCUUGCAUAAUUCCCCGCUGAAAUCCACGUCUUCCUGUUUUACGCUUGGGUUUCUCUUCUUCUUCUUCUUCUUCUUCAUCUCUUCCUUCAGCCGGCGAGUGAACAGAGCGAAAGGCUUCUCUCCAGAUCUAGGCUGAAUCUGAAAUCGCCCCCUAUACCCUCAAACAGGGCGUUAUUUAAGUGGACAGCCAUUUGUAGUGGUGUCCGAAACCAUAGUGGACUCUAUUGAGUGCACUUAUUCAAUCCCACAAUGCACUCCAAUAACAAGUGUACAACCGAUGGACGCUCAACGGCUGCCC